AUGCACCCUGAAUAUUGUCCUGAAUUGUGGGAAUUCAAGUUCCUACCUGGCCUUAGCUCUUACCAGUGGGGCUGUGCGGGUGGAAGGGUACUCACGAUCGACGGCAAUGUCAGUCCGGCGGUGCAGACUGUGCGUCUCAUAGAGACUGGUCUGAAUGGCGGAAAAUCGAUGGCUGUUAGUGAUCUUUCUCAACCACCAGAGCUCAAAACACUGGAGGAGUGGGUUUGGGACCACGUCAACGAGAGCAACAUCAGGUUCGACACAAAAACACCAUGUCAACACGUCGAGGCGAUCUUCGCUGAAGCCGAAAAACUGAUCCAGAGCGGACACGUGGCGAAAGGUCAAGCGAAAUUCGAACGUGUCAAAGAAAUCCUUGGUUCCCUUGAGCCAGCGCGAUACCUCUCGGCUCCACGGCAUUUCCCUGAGGCUGUACAUCCGGAGAUGCAGGCCAGAUUGAGGUGGUCUUGCUUUCGGCUCUGCAUGAUGAAAACUACCAUCGAACGUCGUGGAGUCGACUACACUCGCGACCGGUUUUACCAGCCUCAAGACCUGCUCGAAGCACAAUGGGCAUACCUUCACGCCUGGCUUGCUCUCCAGGGCCAAGGUGACGUCCCAGUUUGUCGCGGGUAUACGGCUCGUGUCAUCUUUCGCCAAGCCGAGUUGAAAUUCAUCUUGAAUUAUUGCAGCGAUGAGAUCAGCCCCCUUCUUUGCAAGGCUGCAUUAUAUGCAGCUCCAGAUCAUUGUCUUCCGCCCAAUGCCCAGCCUUCUAAAUCUGCUGCCUGGGUCCAUCACUAUGUACACGGCGACGAUGCUGGGAGAUUUGGAACCCGCACCCGGAUCCCCCGUACCAUGGACGUGGGUGGAAAAUAUGCUCGGUGCCGGACCAGUGGGAAGCAAAGUUCCGUCGCGUGA
Molecule: messenger RNA, 912 nt
Organism: Exophiala xenobiotica
Lineage: Eukaryota; Fungi; Ascomycota; Eurotiomycetes; Chaetothyriales; Herpotrichiellaceae
Exons: 1
Coding region: 1-912 (303 amino acids)
Source: RefSeq, a predicted model, not a curated record